This is a messenger RNA of Trametes versicolor FP-101664 SS1, 843 nucleotides long. RefSeq lists its product as uncharacterized. The transcript has a single exon. The record is from RefSeq and is a predicted model, not a curated record. Bases 1 to 843 code for a protein of 280 amino acids. NCBI's taxonomy places the organism in Eukaryota, Fungi, Basidiomycota, Agaricomycetes, Polyporales, Polyporaceae.
AUGAUCUCACACUCUCCCGUCUUCUCCGUCUUCGUCGAGUCGUCGCGCCCUGCGCGCGCUCGCACCCUAGACACCACCGUGCCAAGCUCUCCUCUGCUUCAUAGGCGGUCAUCAUCCCCCUCCAUCCCGGCGUCCCUCGACGUCGACUCUGUACAAAAGGGAACGCUGGACGCCCUCCCCACCGACUCUUCGGGCAUCCACGCAUCCAAAGAGAGCACGUUUCCGUCCCUCUUGCACCCUCGUCCAGCCCUCUACAUUCCAGGCAUCUUUGCCACGCUCUGGCUGGCACACCUCGCCACGAGCCCGCCACACACCCAUGGCUUGAGCGAGGAACUGUGGAGCAUGGCCAUGCUCAUCGCCGCGCAAGCCAUCCCACUCGAGUUUGGCUACCAACUCGCCACAAAAGCCGCACACUCCCUCGGGUUGCUUGCCGGCAGAACGUCGCGGAUUUCAUUGGCCCUCAUCGCGAUCGCACGCCCAUACGUCUCCUGGGUUCUGUCGCAACCUCGCGCUCUCGUGCAACACCUCGAGGAACAGGGCGUCUUCGCCCGGUUCGUCGCGCACGUCAAGCGCGACGCCGUCUACGUCGUGCUCAGCAUGCUGCUGGACGGCCUCGUGUCUAUGCUCGCGCGUCCUAUCAGCGUGGGCGCGGUGGUGACGUCCUUCUUGGGGGGAUGCAUAGCCGGGGAUGCGGCGCGGGGCGUGCUGAGGCUUGGGCUGCUCGACACCGUGAUGGAAGACCCGAUGCGUGUGGCUUUCGUCGCUGCCGCGGCCUCGGUGCCCAGCUAUUAUGACCGGCUGUAUAUCUUCUACUGCACGGCGUUAUGCCUGAAGAGCUAUUAG